CGUACCACAAUAACAAAGUUGCAUGUGCGCACAUAUUUCAAACAAAAACGUGUUUUAAUUCGUUUUAAGCAAUUUAACAAUAAAAUUAGCAUGGUUGAAAUAGAGGGAUACAAAGUGGUGCCGUUACGUUUAACGCCCGACGCCAAAGACUGCCACAGCAUUUACAUGCGUGAACAUUUCAUACGUUUAAUGGACCCCAAUAAACCUAAGGGACGCACGCUUUUUCUGCUCAAUAUACCGCCUUAUGUCACCGAAGACAGUCUGAAGACCUUCUUCAAGGGCGCCGGCGGGGUUGAGAGCGUUACAUUUGCCGCAAAGCCGGGAAAAGAUGAAACAGAGCAGUGGCUGGAGCAGAGCAAAGCGCCCUUUACUAACACAAAAGCGCCCUUCAAGUUCAAGGUAGCCUAUGUGGUGUUUCGGAAGAGUAGCGUCCUGGCUAAAGCGCUGGCUUUUAACAGCAUUGAUUUGUUCAAUAGCAGCGGCAAUUGUCUCAUAGAAAGCGGCAUGGAACUGUGGCACAGUGAAUAUAAUAGUUUUAUCCUAGACAAUGUGAAGACACAAGAGCUCAUCGAUGCCUAUAUGAAGGGCUACGAUAGGCGCCAACUUAAAGAGCUGCGAACUGCCAAAAACGGGCACGCAGACGCCGAUGGCUGGGUUACGGUGGGCAAGGAAGGACGCAAUGCUGGCUUUGAACAAAAGGAGUCUGUAAUUGGCAGACUCGAAAACAAACUCGCUAAAGAUAAGAAAACUAAGGAACUUAAGAAUUUCUACACAUUUCAAAUACGCGAAAGCAAAAUGCAAAACAUUGUGGAGCUGCGCCAGAAGUAUGAGGAGGAUAAACGCAAAAUCGAGCUCCUCAAGCAAUCACGGCGUUUCAGACCAUUCUAAUAUUAAGAAACUGUACGAGUACAUUUUAGGAGAUGAAUAAAUUAGUGUCAGUUUUUGUCAAAUUAAAAUAAUUAAUUAUUCUCAACAA
Scaptodrosophila lebanonensis is the source of this 976-nucleotide messenger RNA. RefSeq names its product ribosomal RNA-processing protein 7 homolog A. Gene Ontology annotation, biological process: ribosomal small subunit assembly; rRNA processing. Gene Ontology annotation, cellular component: UTP-C complex; CURI complex. The record is from RefSeq and is a predicted model, not a curated record. The transcript has 2 exons. NCBI's taxonomy places the organism in Eukaryota, Metazoa, Arthropoda, Insecta, Diptera, Drosophilidae. Gene Ontology annotation, molecular function: RNA binding. Bases 91 to 888 code for a protein of 265 amino acids.